AUGGCUGGCAGGGAGGAACUUGGGGAGACCAUCAGGAAUCGGCAUCCCCGAAGGGAAAGGUCUGUGAAUUCAUGGUAUACGGCUUAUUCGCUGGGCUCAGCCCCUCCACUCUUGGAGAUUAUACGAGGGGGCCUAUUGCUAGGCCAGGAUUCAGUGCCAGACCCCGUACCUUCUGGGGCCCAGUCCUGGGAUUGGGUGCACCAUUGGCAAAACUCCCUAACAUUUCAUACAAUUCUGAAUCUGAUAUCCCAGGAGAGAAAAUACAAACUGGAUUCCAGCUUCCUGAAUAGAAGCAAGAUUACUGGUUGGAGGGAAGUCUUGAAGCAACUGACAGUUCUUCAGCCAAUGGGAGUGCACAGAGGGAGUGUCCAAAGCAAAGCCAAGCAGAAUUUCCAAAGAAUGGACCAAAUCUCCUGGACCCUGUCUUCUACACAAUCACCCUGGGAACUAGAGUGGGCAGUGUCUACACCCUGGGCAGAAAAUACUCCUGCCCCCAGGAUCGCUCUCUUUGUACCCUCCCUCUCUGUGCUUAUUGCCUCCUGUGGGUUAAUAGGGAAUGGCAUUAUCCUCUGGCUCCUAAGUUUCCGAAUUAAGAGGGGUCCCAUUGCCAUCUACACCCUCAACCUGACCACUAUUGACUUCUUCUUCCUUCUCUGCCAUAUUACGAAUAUUAUGGGAAAAUUGCUUUUUUCUCUUGAUUCAGAUACAAUAUAUUUGGAACUCAUAGAAUUUUGUGAUUCUGUAGCAGAGAGCCUCCUAGUGGCCAUGAAUAUUGAACACUGUAUCUUGGUCCUCUGCCCCAUUCAAUACCAACAUCACUGCCUCAAGCGUAUCUCUUCUUCGGUAUGCAUCCUCAUAUGGUUUCUGACUGCCCUCCUGUAUGUAAGCAGAUACUUCAUUUGUGAACAUUCACACUCUUCCAAUGACUGUGAAGAAGUCCAGAGAAUUAGUAAUGUGUGGAGGUUCCUAGUCUUCCUGCUGCAGAUGGUCAGCCUGACUGUUUUUUUCUAUGCCUGUUGCAGCAGGUGCCAAUGCUCCAGGACCCCUGGCUCUCACGUCCUCUUCCUCCGACUCCUCCUGCAUCUCCUUACCUAUGGUUUGUCCUUGACUACUUACUUCUUCAGUAACGAAUUCUAUGAUAUGAUUUUCCAAAAUGAAAAUGACCUUGAUGUCUUCAUAUCAUGUCUAGAUAUCAGUGUUAUUCCUUUCAUUUAUUUCUUUGUGGGCUGCUGUAAUCAGAGGAGAGGGGGGGAGCCCCUCAGGGUGCUUCUACAGAGGACUCUAGUGCAUGAAAAAGAACUGGAAGAUGGAACAGAAAUAUUGUAUGAGCCUCAUGAGGAUAUCAUCCUGCAUUUGUGUACACAGUGCUCAUUUGAGGAACCAAGAGGAGAGGCUACUCCAUGAAUCUUCCAAGAAUUUCCUUCCUUCAUCCCAUCCAAGACUAUCCACAGGAGAUAA
Gracilinanus agilis (Agile Gracile Mouse Opossum) is the source of this 1458-nucleotide messenger RNA. Its product is annotated as mas-related G-protein coupled receptor member X3-like. Gene Ontology annotation, molecular function: G protein-coupled receptor activity. Gene Ontology annotation, cellular component: membrane. Lineage: Eukaryota; Metazoa; Chordata; Mammalia; Didelphimorphia; Didelphidae. The transcript is spliced from 5 exons. The record is from RefSeq and is a predicted model, not a curated record. Gene Ontology annotation, biological process: G protein-coupled receptor signaling pathway.